AUUUCCCUGCUGAGUGUCUCCAUGUGCUCUGCUCUCCCUACAGCCCCCUGGAGCCGGAGGUUGGACCCUGCUGUGAUACACGCACCAUGCAGAAACUGCUGAACCUCCUGUGGCUUGUUCUGGCCUGCGGCUCCGUUGACGCUACCCUGUCAAAGUCAGAUGCCAAAAAAGCUGCCUCAAAGACACUGCUGGAGAAGAGUCAGUUUUCAGAUAAGCCCGUCCAAGAUCGGGGUCUGGUGGUGACGGACCUCAAAGCCGAGGACGUGGUUCUCGAGCAUCGCAGCUACUGCUCAGCGAGAGCCCGAGAUAGACACUUUGCUGGAGAUGUGCUGGGCUACGUCACUCCAUGGAACAGCCAUGGCUACGAUGUCACCAAGGUGUUUGGGAGCAAGUUCACGCAUAUCUCGCCAGUCUGGCUGCAGCUAAAGAGACGUGGCCGUGAAAUGUUUGAGGUCACGGGCCUCCACGACGUGGACCAAGGGUGGAUGCGGGCUGUCAGGAAGCACACCAAGGGCCUGCGCAUAGUGCCCCGGCUUCUGUUUGAGGACUGGACGUACGAGGAUUUCCGGAGCGUCCUGGACAGCGAGGAUGAGAUAGAGGAGCUCAGCAGGACCAUGGUGCAGGUGGCAAAGAACCAGCAUUUUGACGGCUUCGUGGUGGAGGUCUGGAGCCAGCUGCUGAGCCAGAAGCACGUGGGCCUCAUCCACAUGCUCACCCACCUGGCCGAAGCGCUGCACCAGGCCCGGCUGCUGGUCAUCUUGGCCAUCCCGCCUGCUGUCACACCUGAGACCGACCAGACAGGCAUGUUCACACACAGGGAGUUUGAGCAGCUGGCCCCCGUGCUGGACGGCUUCAGCCUCAUGACCUAUGACUACUCCACGGCACAGCAGCCUGGCCCUAACGCACCACUGUCCUGGGUUCGAGCCUGCGUCCAGGUCCUGGACCCCAAGUCCAAGUGGCGGAGCAAAAUCCUCCUGGGGCUUAACUUCUAUGGCGUAGACUACUCGGCCUCCAAGGGCGCCCGAGAGCCCGUCGUCGGGGCCAGGUACAUCCAGGUCCUGAAGGACCACAGGCCCCGGAUCAUGUGGGACAGCCAGGCCUCGGAGCACUUCUUCGAGUACAAGAAGAGCCGCGGCUGGAAGCACGUCGUCUUCUACCCAACUCUGAAGUCUCUACAGGUGAGGCUGGAGCUGGCCAGGGAGCUGGGCGUCGGGGUCUCCAUCUGGGAGCUGGGCCAGGGCCUGGACUACUUCUACGACCUGCUCUAGGCUGGGCAGCACAGCCCUAAGCCACACGGGGACCAACUGUAUGAAAUACAGGCUCUGCUCUGUUGCUGAGACACGUCUGUGCGGUCCUCAGUGGGAGGCCAGGGAACAGGCCCUCGCAGCUCAGGCUACUGUACCUGCACCAGCGCCGUGCACAGCCCGAAG
Molecule: messenger RNA, 1430 nt
Organism: Propithecus coquereli (Coquerel's sifaka)
Lineage: Eukaryota; Metazoa; Chordata; Mammalia; Primates; Indriidae
Gene: CHID1
Product: chitinase domain containing 1
Exons: 13
Coding region: 87-1268 (393 amino acids)
Biological process (GO): carbohydrate metabolic process
Cellular component (GO): extracellular region
Molecular function (GO): oligosaccharide binding; chitin binding
Source: RefSeq, a predicted model, not a curated record